This is a messenger RNA of Lycium ferocissimum, 2026 nucleotides long. RefSeq lists its product as uncharacterized. The coding region runs from base 134 to 931 and encodes 265 amino acids. Lineage: Eukaryota; Viridiplantae; Streptophyta; Magnoliopsida; Solanales; Solanaceae. The record is from RefSeq and is a predicted model, not a curated record. The transcript has 6 exons.
CAACGGUGUCGUUUAACAUCUCUUUCAAAUUUGAAUUCAGGCACAACGCGGUAUAAUUCCUCAACUCACAUUCCCAAUCAAUCAGCAAAGUUCACACAGAAGCAGCAGAAACUUCUCGAGAAAGAAAACCAAAAUGAAUUCUCCGAUCAAUUACGGCAUUGACGACAAGGACCUAGACGACGACGCAUUAUGGGCGGUUAUCGAUUCCGCUGCUGCCUCCUCUUCCUCCACCACCACCGUCGCCAAAUACUGGAAACCUCUACCUUACAACAACAAUCACUCUCCAACUCGUCCUUUUCCUAGUAUAUCUAAUCCUUCUUCUAGAAACUUCCAGAACCAUCACCGUGACGGAGAAGUACUUAAUCACCGGCCACAAAAAAUCUCCAGGACAAACACUAACUGUGUUACAACAAGUCCGAAUCAAAUGGCGGUAGUAAAGCACGUGCAGCGCACGCCUACUGUGACGAAUUAUUCUUCACCGGUGGCUCAGGUGAUGGAGUAUGAUCACAGCUGUAACAGUCCGUUUGGUUCGGAUUGUUCACCGGUGACUAUGAUGAGUCAUAGCUUGGCUGGUCAAUUUCCAUCCGUUUCUCUGUUCAAGGAGUAUCAAAAUGCAGCUAUGGCGAUUCUGGAGAAAAGUGACUACACUAUGAUUUCUAGACAUCCCUUCAUCAAGAAAACUGGUUGGAGGAAGAUAUCCUUUUACUUCAAUCUAUCAUAUGAAAUUAAAGACAAGACCAUCGAAUUUGAUGAGAACCGUAAUGUCCUGCGUGCUGAGUUUAUAGUUCGGGCAUAUAUGCAGGGUGGUAGGUUCUCAGAUGGAUGGGGUUCAUGUGAAAGGCAGGAGAAGAAAUUCCUUAAACCAAAUCAUGAUGUUCCCAGCACGGCAGAAACCAGAGCAAAAAAUAAAGCAUGCCAGCUUGCACUUUAGGUGAAUUCAUUGUUCUUUGUGAGUUGGGUCUCUGGUGUUAUUUCUUCCAUAUAAGGUGCAUAGACAAACUACUUUGAGGCUUACUUCAGUUUUUGGGCCCUCGUGGUGCUAUCAAGGCCUAAUAUUGUCAUAGUGGUACUUGUGUAUGCAGCACUAAAACUUAUGGCUGUUUGUUUCUUUCGUAGCUUCCACUUGCCUUUAUAAAAUUUGCAGAUGGAUUUACAUGUAUUCUGGUUCUUAAGUGCUGUAUUGCGUUAGGUCACUUGAUUUUGAUGUGCUAACCACAACUCUAUUUCUAAGAUUCAGAUGAUCUUCACUGUCUUGCUCAUUUCUUUGUCGUUCAUCCUAGCAAAUAUGAAAUUCCUGCAAUACUUUUAUUCUGUACAAGCAGUGUACAAGCAGUGUUCCAAUAUUAAAUGUCCCGCCAAUAGGAAAUGAGCCAUGUCUCCUUAUUUCGUACAAUCCUUACCUCUUGAACUAGUUUUUGGGUUUGAGUUAGGUCCACGUCCACUCUAUCAACAUGUUAUUAGAACCAGAGCCAUUCAUAUUUCUUGGUUUUCUCAAUAUUGCCCCCCACCCUGUGUCAUAUUAUCCAUGCACCGGAUGUCCAGACUGGAGGCGGUUGUUAGGUGUUCCAUGUUGGUGGAGGAAAUGGGCAGUUGUCUCCUUAUAGGGUAUGGGAUAAUUCUCACCUCAUGAGCUAAUUUUGUCCGAUUGAGUUAGACAUAUAAGGUCCAUUUUCUCAACAAAACUAAACCUGCCUCAUGAGUUUGACAAAAAGUGUGAAAUCCCCAUAAGAUCAGACCUUUACAUUCCCUAUCGGAAAGUGGAACAGUCAUCUGUUUCCAAACCGAUUGUAUGGCACAAAGUAUUGCGGGAUAUGAAGAAGAAUAUGGUGUUCUUUUCCACAAUCAUACAUGCAUUGUGCAUACUGAAAAUGCAUCGUCCGUGGCAACUAUUCCCUGUUCAUGUUCUUGCCAGUCAUGUCUACUUGCACCAUUCAGUUUAUGCUGUUUGGACUAUUUAUUCCUUUCAAUAAUCAUCAAUUCUAUACUAUUGUAAAUUUGUUUGUUAGGCAACUCAAUGAGUUUAAAC